Molecule: messenger RNA, 2719 nt
Organism: Drosophila melanogaster (fruit fly)
Lineage: Eukaryota; Metazoa; Arthropoda; Insecta; Diptera; Drosophilidae
Gene: Diedel3
Product: diedel 3
Exons: 1
Coding region: 32-397 (121 amino acids)
Source: RefSeq, marked reviewed
UAUAAAGUUUUCAAUAAGUUAUUCGAUUACAAUGCGAGCGGUUUCGGUGUCAGUGCUACUCAUCCUUGUUGUCUGGGUGUCCUGUUUCGGCGAAUCAGGCGCAGAUUGCUGCUGGACAAAGGCCAAGCUGCUCUUCACGAUGGGCACAGGAUCGUGCGGAAUGGUCAAUGCCAAGACCACCAAAUACGGAUGCGAGGCCACAGUUUGCGCGGAUGGAAGAGUGCUCAAGGGCACAUAUUGUGGCGUGGGUUCGUGCAAUAUCAUUGGAUGCUUUUGUCGCGGCGGCUGUCUCACUGGAAACUAUGGCGAGUCAUUUGUGGAAAUAAAUAAUAGGUAUCAGAUCAACUUGAUAAGCACCCAAAUGAGGCUUGCCAAUUUAACAGAUACCGAGGCCUAAUUUUAAUUUUAUUCCAUUGAAAUCAAAAAAAAAAAAACUUAACUUUGAGUAAAAUAAAGCGUAUCAAACAGAUGUUAUUUUUACGUGGUAAAAGUUUCAAGUUUGCUGAUUGUUAAUAUACCUACCAGAGCGAUUCGAAGUGAAUAUGUUUAAAGAUUAAUUCAGAUACCGUAUACAGUAUUAAAAUUAUACCUUAGAUAAAUGAUUCAAUUUAGUGAUGGAACUUGCCAGCAAAAAUAUUCAUUUUAAUAACGCGUUUUCAGGACAUCUCACAUAAGCGCGGUUAGGUUUCACCAUUCAAUUCAAGUGGUCGCUGGAGUUAUCACUUUACCAUUUAGAUUGCAUUAUCCCCUCACUGGGCAACUGGGCAACUGGGCAACUGGACGACCUUUCGACCCCGGAAAGCCAAUCAUCCGUCCAUCCAAUCGCUGUGCUUUCGGGUAUAAUCCGUAUAUCUAGUGCUGUAUCUCGUUAUGACGCCCUGUCGCGGGAAGCGUCUCAAAGUUUUGGCCCACUGAAUGGGUUCAAAAAGUGCCAUAAAACACCCGCUAAACAGAAGUUUGCGUGGGGCGGGGGCGGCGGCCAAAGUUGGCUUUAUGCCGGUGGCAUAAUCAAGGAUCAGUGGGGGCAAGGACCAGGACCAGGAGAACUACGUGUCCACAAAGUGGCGCUCCGCGUGCAAACAGGAGUGGAUGUGGCACUGGGCGUGGACGUGGGCGAAAAGAAAUGAUAAUAAUGCUCGGGUCAAAACAAUAUAAAUGCAAAUGCAGCGGCGCUGGCUGCUCAGUCGGCGUCGACUCAACGCCUUUUACAGUCCUGCAACGCAUUUUAAUCAGUUGGCAGUGGAACUCCGGCACCGAAUCCAACUGCAGAUCCCCCGUCCACGUCCACGUCCUCGUCCUUCAUUCUGUUGGCAAUCCCCGACUUUCCGCAGAACAGUGUCCUGGCCUGCUGGUCUGUCCUGUCCUGAAUGCCAAGUGCGACGUCAGCGGGGGACAGUUUAUGAGGAUGGCGCGAGAGGCGCGAAAAGUUUACGCCUGCGGCUCGCAGGGGGCGUGGCAUUGGGAUGCACUCGACGAAAUAUCCAUGGAGUUGUGGCACGGCAGGAUAUACAAAUGGCAUCCGAUGCUCAACUUUCGUUUACAACGCAUUUUAAUCAUACACACUAAGUUUUCUUUGCAGUGGAUCGUGUCCGGUUUGGCCAGCAUCGAGGGGACGACUGGUGACUGGUCCGCCCUCACCUGUUGCCCGGGCCAUAAAUCAUAACUCAAUUGAGUGGGCGUGGCAGCGUGCCCACAGGAAAAAAGCGUUCAGUAUCAAAUGGAAUUGAUUGCGAACAUCCCAAGAUUGCAGCAGCUUAAAAAGAGUUUCGCCAGUUUUCAGUUUUCAGAUUUCAGCUUUCAGUUUUCCGAGUCCCCGGGCCCGUAAAUCAAUCGUUGGCCGGGAUAAUUCCCUCUGAUGCGAUUAGCCAGCAACUCCCGGAGUUAAUCGAGGCAGCCGAUAACGAGCCGGACCAUCCGGAUCAUGGAGAAUCGGAGUGCGUAACCGAGUAUUCAAGUAGCCAAGUAUCUGGAUAUCCGGGUAGCCGAGUAUCCCCAACUGGGUUAUGCACUUAUUGGCUGUCCGCUUUUUGCGAAUCCGAUGAAACGGGUGUGGUGGGUGGAAAGUGCGUGGAUGCAUGGAUGCAUGGCUCAAAAGGCGCCGAAACUCGCUUUUCUUAUUAACUAAUUAAGGCAGCUGCCAAGCCAGAUGCUGCCACAUUUUCCCCAGCAUGUGUGUGUUGCCAAUUUAACGCUCCGGCUUUGUCGUCACUUUGUGUCUUCCUCGCCGUUAGCCCCCUUUUUUUGGUCUUGGCCCGGGAAAUUUGCAUUUCCAUUUGCCUGCAGCGGGCGCAAGUUGCAGCUGGAAAACCCCACACCGCUCCAAUUUUAAUGAAUUGCCAAAAUCGCACAAAUGCUAAACGAAAAUUCAAUUUGCAGAUAUAACAACAAGCUGGAGCAAGGCCUAAGUCGAGUCAAGAGCGUCGGGAAUACCCUGGGCAAAACUGCUUUUACUUUGCUGGAUGAUGACUUUUAUCCAAAAUGCGAAGCAAUACUUUUGAUUCCUAAAUAGAUUUCUUAAUAGCAGCUCGUAUACCUUUAGUUUUCAGUGAUCAUUAAUAUAGGUAAUACAAGUGAAUUUAUAUGGAAAAAGUAAUGAUACUAAGGAAAAUGAAAGAUAAGAAUAUAAUAAUAUAACAUACCCAAAGCAACCAAUUACUGGGUAGAAAAGCCACCGCGAGAGGCUUUUGCGAUAGUAACAAUAAAUAAAUUGCACAUUUGC